Molecule: messenger RNA, 5196 nt
Organism: Cataglyphis hispanica
Lineage: Eukaryota; Metazoa; Arthropoda; Insecta; Hymenoptera; Formicidae
Product: male-specific lethal 1 homolog
Exons: 4
Coding region: 762-3125 (787 amino acids)
Cellular component (GO): MSL complex
Source: RefSeq, a predicted model, not a curated record
UAACAACAAUCUCCAUUAACAUUUGAUGCAAGUAUAUACAUAUUUAUUUAAUACCGAUAUAGUGUUUUGAAAGUGAUUCGAACCGAAUUAGAUGAAAAUCUCACGCCUAACAUUUUCUCAGCAUUUACCAUCAACAGUUAUCUCCUCAGCUGAUUUAUCUAUGUAUUUAUUUCGCGACGCCAAGAAAAUAGUUAUAAGCAAUCAAUAUCGCAAAAUGAUCGUGGAAAGAAGUUCUCUCUCUCUGUUACAGAUUUAUUUUAUAAAAAGUGUUCGUAUUUUAUUAAAUUUUUUAAAUGAAAAUUAAUAUCUAAAAAUUAUAUGAAAUAUUACAUAAGUAGAUGGCGGCCUCUGGCGGAAAACAAUCAAUUGUAACGAAGAAACAGCGCGUCGUCUUGUUGGAGUAAACACGAAGCGGAGGCGCCGCGCUCGCACACCUCGUGCGUGCUCGCGCUAGCACUCGCAUUCGCGUUCGUUCGUAACGUCGUGAACACAUUUCCCUCAUAACGAGCAGGAGGGGAAGCAAGGGAGUGGAAAAGAGUCGGUUUUCGCGUCAGAGGCUACGUGCUGUUCGUAUCGCGUCGCUCGAAAGGUGACGGAUGACGGCGGUGUUCCGCGUUACUGUUGUCGCCGCGUACCGUACGCACACCUUAGAGACGAUUAAUGUGCGUGGGGCGAGCGCGUGGUAUCCUCGUGGCGGCCGCAAAUGCGCGUGGUAGUCGCCGCGGCGACGGCGACGCCAUCGCCGCGUCCGCGGCAGGAAGAUGUCAAACGUCGGCUCGCCAUCCGAGCGACUCUUGAACGGUGAGAACAGCGUCGACGCUGCCGCCGCCGUCACCGUCACCGGCGCUGUCAGCGGCGGCAGAGGAGGUAGGAGAAGUGGAGGCGAGGAGAGCCGUGUGAGUAGCUGUAGUAGUGGAAGUGUGUUUGGUUCGAGGAGUCGUAGUGGUUAUAACGAUAUCAGUGUUGUUGGUAAUAGUGAUGCACCCGCGGUCAUCGAGACCGCUAUUAUCGACGGUGCCAUCGUGACGUUGCCCGACGCCCGCGGCACGACGCCAGUAAAUUCCAGUCGCGAGGCAACGGUAUCGCGCAUCCACGACGGUGGUUACCGCUGUUACACCUACGUUGUCGCCGACGCAUCAUUAUCCUCGGCGACAACGCGAGCGUCUAACGACGGUGAUGACGUCGUCACGACAACGGAACGCCGUGGACUCGCGCUGAGCAGCGUCGAGACGACGACACCGCUGCUGUUUCACGGUGCCGGUAGCACCGACGCGAGGAUAGUCAGUAUCAGCAACAGCACCAGCGCCACAAAUACCGCCGCCGUCGUUAUUGUUGACGCCGCGCCGCCGUUAUUUCACGACGACGUCGACGACGACGACGAGGACGAAGAGGAAGACGAAGACGAGGACGAGGACGAGAACGAGAACGAAAACGAGAACGAAAACGAGAACGAAGAUUAUCGCCACUAUCACAAUCGCAACAACAUGGUCGCGGCGAUGAACGAGCACCUGUCCAACGCGACAACGACAACGACGUCGUCGUCACCAGCGGCGGCGAACGCCGUUCGCAAUACCAUCGCAAUGUCAUCGUCGUCGUCCUCGGCGUCGUCGGCUAUGAUGACGGCAAGCAGCAACACGAUCGCCAGCGGCAACAAUAAUCAUCCGACAAUGAUCAUGAGCAACGUCGGGCUCGGGGCCAAUAACGGCAACAGUUGCAACAACGCGCGCGGCCAGGAGUUCCAGGAGGUUGACUGCGACGACGUCAAGCCCGUCAUCAACAGCAGCAGCGCCGCAGCUGCCGCUGCCGCCGCCGCCGGCAUCCUCAGCUUCCCCUGUGACUUCGAUCACAUGUACGCCAGUAUGACUGACGGCGGGGCACCGGCCGCGGCCGCGGCCCUCGGCGUCAGCCCCCUCCGCGGCAACGAGCCCCGUCAGAACGACCUCACCGAGGUCAAGCACCUGAAGGAGCUGUUGCUGCUGCAUCUCGAUCUCAUCCAGCAGCAAUCUGAGCAGAUAGUCACCAAGGACAAGCUCCUCGCCGCGCUGCGCCAGGAAAACGAGACGUUAAAACUGCGCCUGGAGCGUAUGGAGAGGCGUGUAAGUCUUCAGAAACUGAGAUCAGAAUUUGGUGAGAAUUCGACCAGUUCCGAACACUUGGGUACUUGUUCGCCUACCAGUGUCAAUUCUGUAAACGUACCGUCGACGAGCGAGUUGCACAGAAACGUACAAUGCGAAGGUGGUAAUAUUUUGCACGAGAGCUUUAAGAUACGUUUAAACACUAGCGGCGGUAUCACUACUGUCAAGCAAGAGCCACUCGAUAAUCAAAUUAAGCUUGAAGUGAAACAAGAACCUAACGAAUCUAGGUUUGAAUGGGAAGAGAAGAAGAAGAGACGGUCAGAUCCAACUCCAGUGUCUACGGGUAGUAAAAAGAAGAGAGGACUCUCCUGUUCAUCGAAUGUUAGUACUGAUGGCGUACAGGAUAAGGUAUUAGGUCAGACUUUACACGAAAUCAAUAGGAAGAGCGAUAGGAAAGCAAAAUCUCUCGUGAAGAAAGAGUCUUUUCUCACGACGGAAGAGCACUAUUAUACAGCAGUAGGGGAUCCAAAUUAUACAUUAAGUUUGAAACAAUCCAGUCCAGUAGAAACAAGUAGUUCUCUUGAAAUUCCAAAUUGGAGAGUAAAGGUAUACACAAGUUGUUAUACAAUGGAGGGAACUGAGAACUUAGACGAUGAGAUUUUUAAUAAGAGACAUUUGAAAUUGGAGAAUGACGAGAGGAGAAGAAAGCGAUGGGAUGUGCAGAGGAUAAGGGAACAAAGGCACAUAGAGAAAUUAAAACAAAGACAAGAACGCCAAAAUCAUCAAGCUACAUGCUACAAUACUAAUCACACUGGUCCUUGUCCCUCGUCUAUGGAAGAGGAAACUGUUACGUCCUUGUGGCCUGAUGUAGAACAAAUUCAAAGUCUUCAAGUAGAUCCACACUUGCCAGUAACUGCAUUUGGCUCUCCUAUUCCUAGUUUUACUCCAAAUGAAUUUUCUUUACCUUGGUCGAAUUUAGCACGAAUAAAGUGUCGUCGUCCAAAACGUUCAACAAGUAGAAGAAAAUCAACAGGUAGGAGAAAAAUCUAGGAAAUAUAAAUUUUUAUAAAAAUGGACAGAACUGACUUUAUCUCUACUACUGGUUUUAAAUUCUUAAAAAAUAUUAUUAUUCUCUCUCUCACGCCAUAUUUGAAACAGCGUUUCUCAUUGCUACGCAGAUAAUGUAGGAACCUUCUUUCCCUUCCCCUCCCAAAGAUAUUUUUAUUGACUUUUUAAACAUCUGCAAUAUACAUAGUUUAUUUUUUCUACAUUUUUGUCGGUUAAGUAAAUUAAUUGUCAAUACUUCUUUGAUACAUCUAUUCUACAUUUUGGUGUACACACACUCGUGGUGUUGGUCAUUUUAUUUAUAUAACUAUAUCACACAACAUGACGAAACGAUGUAUCAGUUUGUACUGACAUGUCGGAAAAUUUUCAACUCUAAACUACAUUUCCGUUCCAUUUCCGUGGGUUGACAAUAUUGAUAUUAGCAAAAGUUUUUGACAUAUGUAAAACAAUUUAUAUUAAUUUUGUAAUUAAGUUUUUUUUUUUUUUGCUAUUAUAAUAUAAUUGUAAAAAUCUUAACAAAGCUACCAUGUACACAUUAAUGACAUACACUUUGUAAAAAUAUGUUGUAAGGCAAUGUUACGUGACGGAAGAAUAUAAUCAGUUUUUAAAUCUUGGAUAACCCCUUUUUUUACAUUUUACAAAUUCUAUAUAAUUUUGCUUAAUAUCGAAAAAUUGAAUACUCAAAAAAUGAGAUAUCCUUGCAAACAGAUUUUGUUCAACUUUCAAACUUUAUAAUACAAAUAUAUUGGACAGAGCUUCCUCAUAAUCAGUGACAGAUUUUCCGACAUUUAAUGUCUCCUUCAGAAAAGUUUGAAGGCCUCAUUAUAGAAAUAAUAUUUAACUUUCAUGGACUUUUUGCUGAAGAAAGAUUAAUGUUGAGAAAAUCUGUAACUAAAAGAAACUGGAUGCCUUUUGAUAUAAUUUAUAUAUUAUGAAUCUAUUCGGUGUUUAGUUGUUAUAAGCAUCCUUAGUAUAGCGUAUACUAUUUUUACUCCCACACAUAUGUUGUACUGUUGAAAUGAUUGUGAUUCGAGAAGCAGGCAGGGAGAAACUUUGGAUAUUUAUAAAAAAGUUGUAAACAAUUAUAAUCAUUAAUACCACAACUAAUAAUCAGUUUCAGUGACUCGAGGCUCUUUAAUGCGUUUUGUAUAAUCAAUUAAGCUUGAAAUUUAUGCUACCUUUAUGCGAAUUAUAUUUGAUAAAUAAGAUAUAUAUGUCCACAGAGAAAGAAUUAUAAUUUCCCAUUCAUGGUAAAUUCAAAUAUAUUAGUAUUUUAUAAUUAUGUAAAAGAUACAAUUUUAUAGCUCUGUCUUAAUUACUUCGAUAUUGCAGAGAACUACCGAAUAUUCUGACAAUAGCUCCCUAGAGAGAUUUUAACAGUUCGAUUUGUGAUAAUUCCGAUUUCAUUUGUGUUAGAGAGACUGUGGUAUUACGUAUAUAAGGGAUCGCAAAUAAGAUAAUUUGAGCAGAUAAUAACAUUAUUUUCGCAUAUAUAUAUUUCCAUUCGCUGUAUAAUUUUAAGAUGUUUGACUCGCAUUACUAAAUGAAUGAAAAAAGAAAAUUGUAUAUAGCUUCAGUGAUAGUUUUUUUUUACGUUCUAUUUUUUAAGGGGUAUAUAUAUUUUGUAAAAUAUAUAUACCUUCAUAUAUAUAAAUAUAUAGUAUAAGAUAGUGUAACCGUCCGUGAAGACUAUUAAAAUUUCAUGAAUACAAGACGGCAUUGUAUGCUGUCGAUAUUACGAAUGUAAUUAUCGGUACUUUGUAAAAUGACAAUUUUUUCUUGCUGUGACAUUAUUGAUUGAGUUCUUAGUACAUAUUCUAUAAAUAUGUGCGACAAUUCUGUAUAAAAGGAUAUAUAAAUUAUUAUUUUCUAAUAUAUAUCUCAAAAAAGAAGGAAUUUCAUUGUGUCGGCAGAUGAAUGUGUCAAAAGUUAUAUGGAAAUUUCCAAGAGGGAGAAAAAUAAAUUUUCUCCAAUGUCAUCUGCCUUAAACGUCCUGCUAUGUAAUAUAAUAUAUCGAAUAUAAUACAUUUUAGAAAUAAAAAAAAAAGACAUUGAA